This is a messenger RNA of Zalophus californianus (California sea lion), 3464 nucleotides long. It is a transcript of the gene TRPA1, whose product is annotated as transient receptor potential cation channel subfamily A member 1. The record is from RefSeq and is a predicted model, not a curated record. The transcript is spliced from 27 exons. Gene Ontology annotation, cellular component: membrane. Gene Ontology annotation, molecular function: protein binding; monoatomic ion channel activity. NCBI's taxonomy places the organism in Eukaryota, Metazoa, Chordata, Mammalia, Carnivora, Otariidae. Gene Ontology annotation, biological process: monoatomic ion transport; transmembrane transport. Bases 1 to 3363 code for a protein of 1120 amino acids.
AUGAGGCGCAGCCUGAGGAAGAUGCUGAGCCCUGGGAAGCAGGAGGAGCCCCAGGGCGCAGUCUACCAGGGCGUGGAGAACGACAUGGACGACUCCAAGGACUCGCUUAAGGUGGUUUUUGAAGGAAGUACAUGUAGAUUUAAAAACCUUAUGAAGAAACAAAAGAAAUUAAGCAAAUAUGAUGAUAUGAAUGCAUCCCCUUUGCACCAUGCUGCAGAAGAAGGUCAAGCGGAGCUGAUGGAGAUGAUCAUCAAUGACUCCUCUUUCGAAGUGCUGAAUGUGAUGGAUGAUUAUGGAAAUACCCCUCUGCACUGGGCUGCAGAAAAAAACCAGGUUGAAAGUGUUAAGUUUCUUCUUAGUAAAGGAGCUAAUCCAAACCUCCGAAACAGCAACAUGAUGGCACCCCUUCACAUAGCUGUGCAGAGCUUGCACAAUGAGGUGAUGAAGGUCUUGACUGAACACAGCAGCACAGAUAUUAAUUUGGAAGGAGAAAAUGGAAACACAGCUGUGAUAAUCGCAUGUUCCAAAGACAACAGUGAAGCACUGCAAAUCUUGUUAAAUAAGGGAGCUAAGCCAUGUAAAUCAAAUAAAUGGGGAUGUUUCCCUAUUCACCAGGCUGCGUUCUCAGGUGCCAAAAAAUGCAUGGAAAUAAUAUUAAAGUUUGGUGAAGAACAUGGAUAUAGCAGACAGUCUCACAUUAACUUUGUGAAUAAUGGAAAAUCUAGUCCCCUGCACAUGGCUGUUCAAAGUGGUGACUUGGAGAUGAUUAAAAUGUGCUUGGACAACGGUGCCCAUUUGGAACUGAUGGAAAAUGGGAAGUGCACACCCCUCCAUUUUGCUGCCACCCAGGGAGCCACUGAGAUUGUUAAAUUGAUGAUAUCCUCCUAUUCUGGUAGCAGUGAUAUUGUCAACGCAGUGGAUGGAAAUCAUGAGACACUCCUUCACAGAGCCUCACUAUUUGAUCACCAUGAGCUAGCAGACUACUUAAUUUCAGUGGGAGCAGAUAUUAAUAGCACUGAUUCGGAAGGACGUUCUCCACUUAUAUUAGCAACUGCUUCUGCAUCUUGGAAUAUUGUAAAUUUACUACUCUCUAAAGGUGCCCGUGUAGACAUAAAAGAUCAUCUUGGACGUAAUUUUUUGCAUUUAACUGUACAGCAACCUCAUGGAUUAAAAAAUCUGCAACCUGAGUUUAUGCAGAUGCAACAUAUUAAAAAGCUGGUAAUGGAUGAAGAUGAUGAUGGGUGUACCCCUCUACAUUAUGCAUGUAGACAUGGGAUUCCUGUCUCUGUAAAUAACCUACUUGACUUUAAUGUAUCCAUUCAUUCUAAAAGCAAAGAUAAGAAAUCACCCUUACAUUUUGCAGCCAGUUACGGGCGAAUCAACACCUGUCAGAGGCUUCUGCAAGACAUGAGUGACACGAGGCUUUUGAAUGAAGGUGAUCUUCAUGGAAUGACACCUCUCCACCUGGCAGCAAAAAAUGGGCAUGAUAAAGUAGUCCGACUUCUUCUGAAAAAAGGUGCAUUAUUUCUCAGUGACCACAAUGGCUGGACUGCUUUGCAUCAUGCUUCCUUAGGCGGGUACACUCAGACCAUGAAGGUCAUUCUUGACACUAACUUGAAGUGCACAGAUCAGCUAGAUGAAGAAGGGAACACUGCACUUCACUUUGCUGCGAGGGAAGGCCAUGCCAAAGCUGUUGCACUUCUUCUGAGCUACGAUGCUGACAUUGUUCUGAACAAGGAGCAGGCCUCCUUUUUGCAUGUUGCGAUUCACAAUAAGAGGAAGGAGGUGGUUCUUACCACCAUCAAGAACAAAAGAUGGGAAGAAUGCCUUAAGGUUUUUAGUCAUUAUUCUCCAAGCAAUAAAUGUCCAGUCAUGGAAAUGGUAGAAUACCUCCCUGAAUGCAUGAAAGUCCUUUUAGAUUGCUGCAUAAUACCCUCCACAGGAGACAAGUCUUGCCCAGACUACCAUAUUGAGUAUAAUUUCACAUAUCUUCAGUGUCCAUUAGAAUUUACCAAGAAAGUAACACCUGCACAGGAUGUUACAUAUGAGCCUCUUACAACCCUCAACGUAAUGGUACAACAUAACCGCAUAGAACUUCUCAACCAUCCUGUUUGUAAAGAAUACUUACUUAUGAAAUGGUUGGCUUAUGGGUUUAGAGCCCAUGUUAUGAAUUUAGGAUCUUACUGUAUUGGUCUCCUGCCUAUGACCUUUCUUGUUAUCAGUAUAAAGCCAGGUAUGGCUUUCAACUCAACUGGAAUCAUCAAUGAAACUAGUGAUCAUUCAGAAAUCUUAGACACCAAGAAUUCAUAUUUUAUAAAAGUUUGCAUGAUUUUAGUUUUUUUAUCAAGUAUAUUUGGAUAUUGCAAAGAAGUGGUCCAAAUUUUCCAACAGAAAAGGAACUAUAUUUUGGAUCAUGCCAAUGCAGUUGAAUGGAUUAUCUAUACAACAAGCAUCAUUUUUGUGUCACCCUUAUUCAUUGGUAUACCAGCUUCUGUGCAGUGGCAAUGUGGAGCGAUUGCUAUAUACUUCUACUGGAUGAACUUCUUAUUAUAUCUUCAGAGAUUUGAAAAUUGUGGAAUUUUCAUCGUUAUGUUAGAGGUAAUUAUGAAAACCUUGUUGAGGUCUACAGUCGUGUUUGUCUUCCUUCUUCUGGCUUUUGGCCUCAGCUUUUAUGUCCUCCUGAGUUUGCAGGAUGCGUUCAGCUCUCCAUUGCUUUCUAUAAUCCAGACCUUCAGCAUGAUGCUAGGAGAUAUUAAUUAUCGCGAUGCCUUCCUAGAACCGUUCCUGAGAAACGAAUUGGCAUAUCCAGUUCUGUCCUUUGUACAGAUUAUUGCUUUUACCAUGUUUGUCCCAAUUGUACUCAUGAAUUUACUUAUUGGUUUGGCAGUUGGUGACAUUGCAGAGGUCCAGAAGCAUGCAUUGUUGAAGAGGAUUGCUAUGCAGGUGGAACUUCAUACCAGCUUAGAGAAGAAGCUGCCCCUCUGGUUCCUACGCAAAGUAGAUCAGAAAUCCAUCAUUGUGUAUCCCAACAGACCCAGAUGUACAGGGUUAUUAUGUAUAUUUCAUUUUAUUUUUUACAUCAAAGAAACAAGACAGGAAAUUCCAAAUGUUGACACAUCUCUAGAAAUAGAAAUAUUGAAGCAGAAAUAUCGGCUGAAGGAUCUCACUUCUCUUCUGGAAAAACAGCAUGAGCUUAUUAAACUCAUCAUUCAGAAGAUGGAAAUCAUCUCUGAGACAGAGGAUGAAGAUAAUCAUAGUUUUUUUCAAGACAGGUUUAAAAAAGAAUGGUUAGAACAAAGGAAUAGCAAGUGGAAAUCUGUGUUGAAAGCAGUAAAGACAAACACACACAGCCCUUCACAUUAGCCUGCAGUGGGUCUUCCUGUGGGGUGGGGAGGGGCAGUUUGCAUGACCCUGCCGGGUCCAAUUUCCAGUUUGACAAAAGUGAGGAAAAAGCAGAAAUAUUC